CUUACCGCCUACUUUACGUAUUUCCCCCAUCUUUCUCCGCUCUCUGAUUGCUUGCGGGUUCUUCUCGAUGGCGUCGUCCUUGGCGAUGCACGCGAAGGAAGCCGGGAUCCUUUGGCUCGCGGGAUUCAAGGAAGCCUGCUCCCUCCACAGAGUCGUAAUCCUCUGCAUUAGAUCGAGGCCGCUGUUGAUCAGAACCGGUCAGUGCUUCCUCCUGAACGGGCUCAUCUUCUUGGGAAGUUUAUUUAUUCUGAAGUCUGUGGUCAUCCCAAUUCUGCUGUGGAUUCUACCUGAUCAAACUGAACAGUUUGCUGCAGAACAUCUUUCUUGCCACAAAGCUGCUUUAGCACUAUAUUCCUUCUUACGCUUCAUUCUCAUUGAGCUUUUUUACAUUUUCUGGUUCUACCCUCUUUACAUUUUCAGCUUUGUACUGAGUACACUCUGGUACAAUGAUAUUGCCAAGCAUGCUUAUGAAGUACUGACAGGUAAAAGACCUUCCACAGCACAAUCAUCUAGAGAAAAUGAUUUGACAGGCUUGCAGACCACUAGUAAUUCAUUCACGCCAGGUGGCUUUGAUAGUGUCUGUAUUGGAAUUGGUGAACAGGUUUAUUCCAUCCUUCUGCUGACCAUCUUCUUCAUAGAGGUUUUUGCAACUGGUUUCAUUCCUUAUUUUGGAAAGGCAAUAAAUUUUCUGCUUCUUUCCUGGAUGUAUGCUUACUACUGUUUCGAGUACAAGUGGAACCAUUCUAAAGUGAGCUUGAACAGAAGGCUUGACUUUUUUGAAUCCAACUGGCCAUUUUUUGCAGGAUUUGGUAGUCCAUGUGUCCUUGCAAUUUUCUUUUUCUCUCCCCUUGUCAGCUAUGGUGUUAUGGCUAUACUUUAUCCCCUGUUCGUUUUGACAGCAGCAGGCACCCACUUAGAACAAGUUGUUACUUCGGUAAGAAGAUCAUUUAGAGGAGGGGGACCAAAAAAGCUUCAAGUAUUCUAUGCUGCAAACAAAAUUGCGAUGAUAAUCGUUCAAUUACUACCGGAGGCAAGCAAAACAAGUUGACCAUUUGAUAUGGGACAAGUUAUGUCUUUGUGCAAGUGCUUCCAAGUCUGCUGUCACUAUUGAAGAAAACAAGCUAUAUUGCAGCUGUAUAUAGAUGAAUACUAAUUGUUGGAUAUUGUUUACACUUAGAAUCACUUUAUGUAGAAAUAUCAUUAGGAGCAGAUUCAGUAAAUAUAUUCAACUUAUGUACACUCGUUGCUCAGAUCA
Messenger RNA from Musa acuminata AAA Group (dessert banana), 1255 nucleotides. Its product is annotated as protein EI24 homolog. The coding region runs from base 68 to 1048 and encodes 326 amino acids. Gene Ontology annotation, cellular component: endoplasmic reticulum. Gene Ontology annotation, biological process: macroautophagy. NCBI's taxonomy places the organism in Eukaryota, Viridiplantae, Streptophyta, Magnoliopsida, Zingiberales, Musaceae. The transcript is spliced from 11 exons. The record is from RefSeq and is a predicted model, not a curated record.